GCUACCUUGACCUUUUGGGUGGGCCGCAUCACUUUCGCAACGAAAAGGGGAGAUGAACCUCGAGGAGUACUUCCAAAGAAUCGGGUUCCAGGGCCCGCGCAACAAAGCGGACCUCGCCACACUGAAGCUGAUUCACAAGUGCCACAUCAUGUCCGUCUGCUUCGAAAACCUUGACAUGCACUGCGGCGGCAGGAUUGUCAUGGACAUUGAAGUCAUCUUUGACAAAAUAGUCUGUCGAGGCCGUGGCGGCUGGUGCAUGGAGAACAACUUGCUGCUGUCCUGGGUGCUUAGAGAAAUGGGCUACGAGGUCACCAUGUUGGCUGCCAGGGUGUUCAACCGCACCAUCAGUGACUUUUCCCCCAUGGAAGGUCACCUCAUUAACAGGGUGGUGAUUGACGGGAAAUCCUACAUAGAAGAUGUCAGCUUCGGGGUGUCGUCGCAACUGUGGGAGCCUCUGGAGCUCGUCUCCGGGAAGGAGCAAGUCCAGGUGCCGGGCACUUUCCGUCUCACGGAUAAAGGGGACUUGUGGAUUCUGGAGAAGACUGACAGGAAGCUGGAGAUUCUCAAUCCAGACUUCGCCGAUUCCAAUCUGGUGAACAGGCAGCCGACCAGGACCUUGUACUGCUUCACCCUGACGCCCCGCGACGUCGGAUAUUUCAUGGACACCAGCCACAUUCUCCAGACGGAUCCUGCAUCGCUGUUCAUCAACAAGUCCAUCUGCUCCCUGCAAACACCCACGGGCUUCAGGGCCUUGAUUGGCUGGACCUUCAGUGAGGUCACCUACCAGGCCGAGCGGGGCGUGGACGUCUACGAUAUGAAGAACAUGCCCGAUGAGGAGAUGGAGAGCCUUCUGAGAGACAAGUUCAACAUCCGUUUGCCCAACAAACUUCAGCCUGUGAACACUCAACAUAAGUAUACACUCUAAAACACUGGUUCUUAAACUGAGUCCUAGGGAGCCCCGGGCGUCUACGAGCCGUAGUUUGGGGGUCCGCAAAAUAAUUUGCAAUAGAUUUUUAUGUCGUUACAAAGUGUGUAACGAUGUAUCAGGACCAGCUCGCCAAUAAAACAAACUUAAUCAACCAGUUACUCCUCCCUACCUUUGCGCCAAUUAAAAGAUAUUAAUAGAUAAAUCUGUUAUCCCUGCAUGAAUAAAUUCAUUUUAUUUCAGAAGAAAAUAUAGUCCUAUUUUUCAGAAAAUAAAGGAAUACAAGUAAUAUUUAAAAAAAAUUGUAUUAUUCAUUUGUUAAAAUAUGAAUUUCUUGCCUUAUUAAACUUUGACCUUAAUAGCAUAAUAUUACAACUUCAUAUUGUAAAAAUAAAAUUUUAGUCUCCUCAGAGUACAACUUUUUAUAAAAUACGCCUUUGUUGCUUGAUGACAGGUCCCUGUUGCUAAAUGACUUUGCCAUUGCCUAAUGAUAUAAUUACAUAAUUAUAUAGUCUAGAACAUUACAUAAAUCUAUGUAACAUGUCACCAUGUAAUAAUCAUUACAUGGUGACAUUACCUAAAUUGAGCGGCGCUUUUAUUUUCAGGAGUAAUACAGGAUAAGCGAAGCUUUAUAGGCUUUUUUGAUUUGUAUUUAUCUUACACUGUAUAAAUUCGUAUCUACAUGUAUUUGUUUGGUUUGAAAUGUGGUUGUUCAACGAUUUAGAUGUAUCAAACAAAUUUAGCCACCAAAGAAAUAUCUUUCUUGAAAAGUAAUCUUGAAAACCUUUUGCAAAACCGGCUUCAUUUUCAUCUGCAGUGAGUGAAUGAGUGCAUUAGUCGUGUUAGGAUUAUUAUUUUGGAUCAUUACUGAAGGCUUAGCCCUUUUCAGAUUGUUAAUGAUACUGUGCGUGAAUUUUCACCUCUUAACCAAACAAAUUUUAAAAGGAGCUACAUUUGUGCCAUUUGCUUUUUUUGAGGGGAUUUGCUAUUGUAGUCUGGAAGUUGCUAAAUCGAGAAACAAAAGUGCUAAUUUGGUUAAAAUGUAAACAACAUCAACUCGUAAUGGGGAACGUAGUCGAUGCAACUGUCACAAGCCCAUUUUCACAGGCUGACAUUUUCCAACUUUUUCCCUGUGCCACUGGUAUGAGAAAGUUGACCAGCCAAUUUUCCGGAUUGAGAUGUACCAUUAAAAGCCACGUUCCCACAACUUUCAUUUUCAAGUGUGUCAUUCUCUAUAAAUCCUAUGCACCGAAAGAAAAAGGGAGGGACGAAGAAGAAUUUUUCUGCCUUGAAAUGUAGUAUGAGAAGCAUCUUAAACACUGCCAGUAAAAGCUGUCAAUUUUCCAGUUUUUUGGGAGAGACAAAGUCAACCUGGCAAUUUUCCGCCUUCGAAGGUAGUGCGAGAAGCCCCUUUCACACUUACUGUAAAAAAAUU
Molecule: messenger RNA, 2360 nt
Organism: Phycodurus eques (leafy seadragon)
Lineage: Eukaryota; Metazoa; Chordata; Actinopteri; Syngnathiformes; Syngnathidae
Product: arylamine N-acetyltransferase, pineal gland isozyme NAT-10-like
Exons: 2
Coding region: 53-925 (290 amino acids)
Molecular function (GO): acetyltransferase activity
Source: RefSeq, a predicted model, not a curated record